GUGCAAACACUGCACUUAGAUUUGUCCAGCUCCUCACUAUAUUAUCAAGAUGCCCCAAGACACAGUAGCUAAGCCAACUGCCACUAUUAAAAGCUCUGCAUCAGCAAAUACUUUACAUUACACAGCAUGAAUCUUGGCCUGAUUAUCAGCUAGCAGCAGAAAUCACAGAGGCUCUGUACGCUUUACGACAGGCAGUGAGUAAAGGUUCGGCAUAAUAAACUCCCAGACCUCCUGCUCUUUAGCAAAGGCAUAAAUACGACAGAAAGAGAGGAGCAAAUAAUCCACUCCGUGUGCACUGAACUCCUCUUUCUCUAAGGUGGGUAAGAGAUGGAGCCCAAUGAAGCAACUGUACAGUACAACCGAUGGAAUGAAGACAACAUUAACAUGAACGUAGCUGCUUCUCAGACUAGCCUGAAUGGGGUCUAUAACAAACUGUGCACGGGGCAGCUGGGCGUGGUUAUGAGAGUGGCAGGCUCGCUGGCUGUAAUGGCUUCCAUGUACAUCCUCGGCUACGUCACCGGAUACUACGUCCAUAAAUGCUGACACCGUCGAAGACAUUUCACUGUUGUGGCCAACAACAUAUGAUGAAUAAAUUAACUGUGAAGUGAUUUAUAUAUUCAUUCAUUCUCGAUGAAACACAUUUUACUUGAAGUUCCAGUUUUUACCAGUGUUAUAAAAAUGUUAAUGAGUGCUUUUUCAUCUAUGAUUUUAUUUGCUCCAUUAGAGUUUGUAGAAUGUAUGCUUUGUCAAUUUUAAAUAGAACAUUUCUCAUUGAAUUACCUGUUUAUUACUUUAAUUUUGCUUAGACCUGAAAAGAAUACAGAAAUAGUGUAAUGCCACUAAAUGAAAGAUCUUUUAUAUGUUAGGUCAGUGAAAAAUUAAACAGGAAAGGCCAUGCAGUUAUAGCGAGAUAAUUGAUGACUGGGUGAUGUAAAGCAGAGCAAGCAUUAUGUCAUUGCAGUUAAUUAUUCUCCUAUAGCAGCAUGUCCUGGGGUAUUUUAUAUUGUUUGUACCACACCGACUUGGAUGGAUACACAUUUAUUAAUAAACAUGACAUUGAAUAUCACA
Molecule: messenger RNA, 1068 nt
Organism: Ictalurus punctatus (channel catfish)
Lineage: Eukaryota; Metazoa; Chordata; Actinopteri; Siluriformes; Ictaluridae
Gene: smim1
Product: small integral membrane protein 1
Exons: 3
Coding region: 328-543 (71 amino acids)
Source: RefSeq, a predicted model, not a curated record